Molecule: messenger RNA, 3482 nt
Organism: Eupeodes corollae
Lineage: Eukaryota; Metazoa; Arthropoda; Insecta; Diptera; Syrphidae
Exons: 8
Coding region: 26-3391 (1121 amino acids)
Source: RefSeq, a predicted model, not a curated record
AGUAUUUACUUUAGUUAGCUAUAAAAUGUUGUCUUCAACAGAAGUUGUCUUUCUCGUUAGUUUGGGGUUUCUAACAAUUACUGCCAUCAGUGCUCAAAGGAAAUCAGAUCCUGUUGUCUUAACAGAACUGGGAAAAGUUCGAGGAUCAAUAAUUAAAACUGAAAGAGGUCAGGAUGUUUAUGCCUUUCGGGGAAUACGUUAUGCUGAGGCGCCAAUUGGGGAGAAACGUUUUAGAGCUCCGAGUUAUGUUUCAACGUGGGGCGAUGAUGAAUUAGACGGAACAAAGGAUGGACUCAAGUGUCCACAAGUGCUGCAAACUGGUCAACCUGUGGAACAAUCCGAGGAUUGCUUAUUUUUAAAUGUCUACACACGCAACUUGAACGGAAAAAAGAGUCCCGUUAUUGUUUACAUUCAUGGCGGAUCGAAUGCACACGGAAGUGGUCAUAGUUUAAGUGGUUUUGGUCCGCGUUACCUUUUGGAUACGGAUGUUGUAUUUGUAACGUUCAACUAUCGCUUGGGGCCAUUUGGCUUUCUAAGCUUAGACUCACCUGAGGCCCCUGGUAAUUAUGCUUAUUUGGAUCAAGUAAUGGCUUUGCAAUGGGUUCAUCAUCUUAUCGCUAAUUUUGGAGGAAAUCCUGACUUGGUAACUUUGAUUGGAACAAGUGCAGGUGGAAUGGCGGUAACCCUUCAUAUGGCAUCUCCACUGUCCAGGGGUUUAUUUCAUAGAGCUAUUGCUAUGAGUGGUUCGGCAACAAGUGAAAUUGUGCUGGAUAGUGUAAAAUGGUCUCGAAAAUUAGCUCACGAAACAUCAUGUCCCAUGCACAAUCCUCCAGACGUUCUUAGUUGUCUGAGAAAGUUGCCAUGGGAGACGAUUUUGAAGGUUUGUGGUUCAUGGGAGGUCUAUGGAUUUACGCACAUGAAAUGGGGUUAUACAGUCGAUGGAAAGUUCAUGCCAGCAAAAUUGACUGACCUUUUUGAUCAGGGAAAUUUUACAAAAAUGCCAAUACUCACUGGGUUAACUAAGGACGAAUUUACCUAUUCGGUGUACAGUGAAGAGAAUAACGUAGGUCUGCUUAAUGACAUAAGUUUGAACUUUGAAAAAUAUGCAUCUGAGUUAUUUAUGCAUGACUUAGAAGAUAGCACGAAAAUUGGGAAACUUAAGAAGUUUUAUUUGGGCAAUAAGCAUAUAAAUGAUCAGAGUUUGACACAUUUCGGUGAAAUCUUUUCCGACUCAUUCAUUGGACAUGGUGUUCAUAGAUUAGUGGGUUUAGCAAGAAAAUAUGUGGACGUAUAUUAUUAUCGAUUUGAUUAUCAUGGAAGAUUUGGGAAUUACAUCGAUGCUGAAGGAAAUCCAAGAGGUGUUGGUCAUGGUGAUGAAUUAUUGUAUUUUGUUAGUGUUGAAUUAAAUCCGUUCAAAUUUACUCAAAAUGACCCAGAAUGGUUUAUGGUGGAACGUGUAGUUGGAAUGAUUGCUUCAUUUGCUCAUAAUGGGUUUCCACAAACUAUGAAUGAAACAAAAUGGUUGCCAACAAAUAAAACUCAUUUAAACACAAUGUACAUCGAUACAAAUGCUGAACUUGGAUAUGCCCCUUUUACAGAAAGAUUUAGACUUUGGGAUGAACUUUAUCCGGUUAAUAGCGGCAGAAGUUUCUAUUACCCGGCGACUUGUCUCAUCACAUUGAUUAUAGUUCCAUUGUUUUUAAGUUAUAUAGUUGGUGCUAAGGUUACCUUGGGGAUUUUCCUUUUCGCACUCGCUCUUGUGAGUGCUCAAACCCAAACAAAUCCGAUUGUCAAUACUUCUCUGGGUAAAAUUAAGGGCACAAUAUUGAAGACGGAAAAAGGUUUUGACUUUUUUGCAUUUCGUGGAAUAAGAUAUGCAGAAGCUCCAAUUGGUGAGAAACGUUUCAAAGCCCCUAUAGCUAUCAAUAAGUCUUGGGAUGGGGAGUUGGAUGCCACGAAAGAUGGUUUCAUCUGUCCCCAAAUUGGUCCUGCCGCAGAAGCUAUGUCCGAGGAUUGUUUAAUUGUAAACGUUUAUUCACGGAAUCUGAGUGAAAAUGCCAAUAAACCAGUUAUAUUCUAUAUUCACGGUGGAUCGGACAAAGAUGGAGCAAGCCAUAGUGAGAGAGAAGCUGGCCCACAGUAUAUAAUGGAAUCGGAUGGGAUUGUGUUGGUAUCGCUGAAUUAUCGAUUGGGUGCACUGGGAUUUCUCAGUACUCGAACAUCGGAUGCUCCAGGAAACUUUGGUUAUCUUGAUCAAGUUAUGGCACUUCACUGGGUCCACAAUAAUGUAAGGAGCUUUGGUGGAAACCCAAAUUCUGUGACACUGAUGGGUUUCAGUGCUGGUGCAAUGGCAGUCUCACUUCAUUUGGCCUCACCCCUUUCGAGAGGAUUGUUUCACAGAGCAAUUGCCAUGAGUGGAUCAGCAACGAACGAACAAAAUAUUAAUAAUUUGCACUGGACUCGGAAAUUAGCCCAUGAAACUUCAUGCCCUAUGUUCAAUCCUGAGGACCUGCUAAGUUGUCUGCGGAACGUUCCAUGGAAAACUAUUGUGGAGACUUGCAAGAAAUGGGAUGUGUAUUUCCCUGACAUGAAGUGGAACUACGAGGUGGAUGGACAUUUUUUGGACUUUAGACCGACACAAUAUUACGCCAGAGGAAACUUUUCACAAGUUCCAAUCAUCACUGGACUCUCCACAGAUGAAUUUAAUGGAAUGGCUAAGAUAAUGGAGGACAAAACUGAAUUGUUGAAUGACAUUGAUUUGAAUCUCGAAAAGUAUGCACCAGAGUUUUUCAUGCAUGACUUUGGUGAUCCUGCCGAAAAGAAAGUUGAAAAAUUGAAAGAUUUUUAUUUCAAAAAUCAAACCAUCAGCAAGACGAAUGUUAUCAGAUUGGGCGAAGCCUUUUCGGACUCUUUUAUCAAUCACGGGGUUCACAGAUUAGUCGAUCUAGCUCGAAAGUACGUUCAGGUCUAUUAUUACCGAUUUGACUAUAAGGGAAGCUUCGAACAAAUAAGGACCAAUGAAUAUGUUAGCCAUGGAGAUGAUCAGUUUUAUGUUUUUAAAAUGAAUAAAUUUGGUGGAAAACUACUGGGGCCCAAUGAUAAAGAUUGGUUUAUGGCUGAAAAGAUGGUUGGAAUAAUCUCAACUUUUGCACAAACGGGAUUUCCACCAGAAUUCGAUGGUUUAAAAUGGCAACCUUCAAACAAAACUCACAUCAAUACAUUGUAUAUUGAUGAGAAAUUUAAAAUGGAUGGCCAACCUUAUGCGGAAAGAUUUCAACUCUGGGAUAGUUUAUUUCCAGUAGAAAAUAGUGGAACGCGAGGUUCCAUAUGUGUAAUGACAAUUAUGUUGACAGCAGUAGCAAUGGUUUUUAGUGUUUUUUAUCUAAAUUAAAAAAAUAAAGAACUUAAACAUUAUCGGUAUAAUUCAUCUUUACAAUUCGAAAAAAACCAAGAGAUGAAUAAAACAUAAUUAAAAAUUGUUA